AUGGAAAACACAUCCACAGUGACAGCAAUUAUAUUGACUGCCUUUUAUGAAAUGGAGAAGCUGAAAUAUCUGUAUUUUGUUCUUUUCUUUUUAUUGUACAUCAUCAUUGUUGUCUUCAACUUUGUUAUUAUUGGGAUAAUUUGCACUGAUAGGGCUCUACAUGAGCCAAUGUAUAUCUUUGUGUGCAACUUGGCAUUUAAUGCAUUGUAUGGUAGUACAGCCUUAUUACCCCCACUUCUGAGUAAUUUACUGUCACCCUCUCAUGAGGUUUCUCUUCCCUGUUGUCAGGCACAGGUCUUUUGCUUACACACAUAUGCAAUUAGUGAAUUUACCAUUUUAGCAGUAAUGGGCUAUGACAGAUAUGUUGCCAUUUGUCACCCAUUACAGUAUCACAGCAUGAUGUCUGUUUCAAAAGUUUAUAAGCUUACUGUUUUUUCCUGGGUUUAUCCCUUUAUUGCAUUUAUGAUAGUUUUUGCUCUAACUUUACAACUAAUAUUAUGUGAAAAAAUAAUUGACAAAGUGUAUUGCAUCAACUAUUCACUUGUGAAGCUCUCCUGUACAGAUACAGCCAUUGUAAACAUUGUUGGACUAAUUUCACUUGUUGUGUAUACUGUACCUCAGCUUGUAAUGAUACUUUACUCAUACUCACAGAUUCUCAGAAUCUGCUUACUGUCUUCCAAAGAAGCACAGAUGAAAGCACUGAAAACAUGUGCUCCCCAUUUAAUAGCCAUGUUCAACUAUUCUAUCGGAUGCUUUUUUGAAAUAUGUCAGAAUAGAUUCAAUAUGGAUUAUGUACCUUAUGGAACUCGCAUAUUCAUGUCCCUGUACUUUUUAAUAUUUCCUCCCAUGAUUAACCCUGCCAUCUAUGGAAUGAGCAUUCAAGCCAUUAGAGUUCGGAUUUUCAAAUUACUCCAUCGUGAAAAUAAGCUAAUACCAACUCUAUAG
Megalops cyprinoides (Indo-Pacific tarpon) is the source of this 945-nucleotide messenger RNA. Its product is annotated as olfactory receptor 10R2-like. Gene Ontology annotation, cellular component: membrane. The coding region runs from base 1 to 945 and encodes 314 amino acids. The record is from RefSeq and is a predicted model, not a curated record. NCBI's taxonomy places the organism in Eukaryota, Metazoa, Chordata, Actinopteri, Elopiformes, Megalopidae. The transcript has a single exon. Gene Ontology annotation, biological process: G protein-coupled receptor signaling pathway. Gene Ontology annotation, molecular function: olfactory receptor activity; G protein-coupled receptor activity.